AUGGCAUCUAUCUUGCCGACGAACACCCGUCUUUCAAGCGACACGCUUUCUCCUCCAGAGCCGACAGCACAGAGUGUUCCAGACACUCUUUCACUACCACCAGAAGUUUGGCUGCUAGUUUUCCCGUAUCUCAAACCCUGCGACCUACGAUCGAUUUCGUUAACAUGCUCGCCGUUUCGAUACAUGGCACAACCUCUCCUCUUUUCGGUACUCGACGUAUCCCCCUUUUUCCUUGCAUACAACGCUGAACAUCCAAUUCCGCGACCACGGGCAUAUCUUGAACGGUUCACUGAGCGUCUCAAAUGUUAUCAAAUCCCGCAUAUCGCGCAUGGUGUACGCCAUUGUUGGGUAUCACCUUACAGCCGCACAGGCUUUCCGGCUCGUAGCCAGCAGGAUGAUUUAGACCCCAAGCUUAUCAUUAACGCCAUCGUCGAUGCGUUGCCCCAUUUCCCCAAUUUAUCCACGCUUUCAUGGCAUUGCAUCAACAUUUCACCACAGUGGUGGGAUAUUAUACAGUCGUUGAAGAUCAGCAAUCUGUGGCUCAACUCGUCCUCUAUUCCGCUUAGCGUUACAUCGCCGCUUCCGGGCAUCCAGCACCUUGAUCUUGAUCAGUGGCCUUGGGAAGGGAGGGUCACAAACCAUGUCUCCAUACACGAAGAACGAGCACACGGGGUCGACACUGUUGCCUUGCAGUAUGUCAUUCAGCCAGACGUCAUUCAGUAUAUCUCUGUUCCCAGGUAUGACACUGCAUGUCAUCUAUUUUCUGUACUUUCGAAGGCAACAUAUCAUUUGAAGUCUCUGAAGAUCCCAUUCUCUGCGGCAUCCGACCCCUGCUUCAUCGAUGCCCUUGAACAUUGUCCGAGUCUUGCUUCGCUGUGCAUGUUUCCUCCAGCCUCAGACGAGCGUUCGCGUGGUCUAAGGAUAGGCGUCUUGACUCCGUUGACUCUUCCUUCUCUUACGAGCUACGAAGGGCCGUACAGCCAUGUUCUGCAGUUUGCACUGCAGCCCCUGCAAUCGAUUAAUCUCUGGGGAUUUGAUGAGAGACCAUGUGUUUGCGAUCCGGAUGGACUGUCGGAAACGCUAGACGACCUCGCGGAUACAGCAACAGCCAAUAGCCUUACGAGUAUGACGUUGACUGUUAUUAGGAUCACCAGCGACCUGUUGGAAACGUUUGGGUUGUUCACCCGUUUGGAACAAGUGGAUAUCAUGUCUCAAGAUGGUCCGUCUAGCGACCUUCCCAUACCGCACAACCUCUCAGCCGCUGUCCCUGUUUCAACCCUGUAUACUAUGAUGAAUGAAAUGUCGCUGCCACGUAGCAUCCAGCGCCUCAGGUUUUCGACUCGUUUGAAUAGCAGCAAGUUGGACAUUUUGGCACAGGAACACGAGGUUGCUUGUUUCAUGGAAGCGUUCGCCAGCAGGCACCCUAAUAUUCAACGCAUUGAAAUUGGCUAUGGGAUCUAUUGGACGGGGAUGUACAGUGGCGUUUGGGGUCGGAUAAGGGAAAAUACCGAGGUCAACGAAGCGCAAAAGUUGCAGGCGGAUUCGCAGCCUGUCAAGAAGGGCGGAGACAUUGACGAUGGAGGCGGGUACUCGUCGAAGUCGUCAUCAAAGGACUAUAUUGUGUCGACUGUGGUCUCGACGGUUCAUCCUUUGCCGCUUGGAAAAUUGACGUUCACGGAGCAUCGAAGGAAAAUCUUGUUCCCGCAGGAUACCGUGACAGCGAAAGGAAUUGAACGUCAUGAAGCGUUGGCGACAGGGGAUAAGAGGUUCUGGGGGUAUUUUUGGGUUCCUAUCAAGCGUUUGUUUGGGAAGAUCGGUAUCUGA
Psilocybe cubensis is the source of this 1824-nucleotide messenger RNA. RefSeq lists its product as uncharacterized. Gene Ontology annotation, molecular function: protein binding. The transcript has 2 exons. The record is from RefSeq and is a predicted model, not a curated record. The coding region runs from base 1 to 1824 and encodes 607 amino acids. Lineage: Eukaryota; Fungi; Basidiomycota; Agaricomycetes; Agaricales; Agrocybaceae.